Hemibagrus wyckioides is the source of this 2136-nucleotide messenger RNA. It is a transcript of the gene rergla, whose product is annotated as RERG/RAS-like a. The transcript has 5 exons. The coding region runs from base 224 to 841 and encodes 205 amino acids. The record is from RefSeq and is a predicted model, not a curated record. Gene Ontology annotation, molecular function: GTP binding; GTPase activity. NCBI's taxonomy places the organism in Eukaryota, Metazoa, Chordata, Actinopteri, Siluriformes, Bagridae.
GAAAUAUAAAUCUGGCAACCCGGGAGCAGCGAGUUGGACAGCUGAAAGCGACGGAGCUCUGCAUUGGCUUUAUUACUGAGAAACAAUCACGACGAGAGCAGAAGCACAGGAUGAUAGCUGAAGCCUUUUCUCUCAAUAAAUAUCAAAAGCAGAAUAUUUAUUAAGAGAUUCCAAGACUGACCUAAAGGUAUAGGUUUGUUGUCUAAAACUAAACGGAGAGAAGAUGAAUGAUAUUAAAGUUGCUAUUCUUGGAGGAGAAGGAGUCGGGAAAUCAGCCCUCAUCGUGCGAUUCCUGACCAGGAGAUUUAUUGGAGAAUACGCCUCAUCAUCAGAGUGUAUAUACAGAAAACGCAUGUCGGUUGAUGGAAGGCAGAUGAAUCUGGAACUUUACGACCCAUGUUCCCAGCCCUGUGAGGGAAAGUCCACUCUGAAUGAGCAGAUCCACUGGGCUGAUGGCUUUGUGGUUGUAUACGACAUCAGCGACCGCUCGUCUUUCAUCACAGCUACAGCUAUCGUGCACCUGAUCCGAGAGCUCAGCCUGGGAGCAGCCAAAAGGGAGUCUGAGUCGGUGGUGUUCUUGGUGGGAAAUAAACAAGACCUGUGCCACAUGCGUGAGGUGGGCAAGGAGGAAGGUCAGAGGUUGGCGACUGAUGGCCGCUGUCAGUUCUUCGAGCUCUCCGCUGCAGAGUGCUACCAAGAGGUGGCGCUUAUGUUCACAAAGUUGGUGCGCAACGCCAGCCUGAGCGGGAAAGCUAAAGAGCGCCGGCGCCGACCCAGCGGCUCCAAGUCCAUGGCUAAACUCAUCAACAACGUUUUCGGCAAGAGGCGGAAAUCAGUGUGAGCAAGUUCCAGAUGAAAAAGAGACAUGCAUGGACGCUUGCGGUGCCAUGAUAUUAAGGGUUUCUUUUAGCAUCUUACUGGAGUGCACAGAGGCUCAAAGAUCAAAAUGGUUAUUUCAGCUACUCCUACUGCAUGCAAUUAUCUUUAAAAUGUCACAUCAAAUGAUAGCAGUAGCAUGUUUUGGAGUGACCAUUUUUGAUUGACAUGCUCCAUAAAUGUCCUAUAGCUGUGCACUCUAAAUGUUUCUCUGUUGGACAAAACAUAAACCUGGCAAAUAUGCUACAUUUCCAAUAAGAGUAUGAGCAGAGAGUUGAACUAUAAGCAAGAUGUGACCUUAGUAUUAUAGGGUUGAAGAACUAUUUUGAAAAAUGGGUGUAGAGAAGUGUUUAGCCUUCUAGAGUUUCUAGUUUCAGUUGACAUUCUCGCAGAUGUAUAUACUCCAGAAAUGAACGUUUACAUCUCAAGAAGUCUGUACUUUAAGUUGCAGGUUUUUAAUGUCUUGAGCUUGUACCUUAAUGAGAGACUAUAAAUGACUUGAAAUGUCUUUAUUCAUUCAUUCAGCAUCCGGCAGCCCCUUUUUUCAGAUCAUAGGGGCACAUGGCACGCACAAUAUCACACUGAUUCACAUCUAGGGAAUUUUUUAAGCUCACCAAACCACCAUCGCCAUGUUUUUUCAAAGUAGAAGGAAACUGGAGAACCCAGAGGAAACCCAUAUGGACAUAGGGAGAACGUGCACAGAAACUCAAUAGAGACAGCAUCCUGAGCUCAGGAUUGAACCAAAAAUGACAUUUUAACCAAAAUUUAGAUAUAUAUUUGUGCUGGCUGCCUAUGUUUGUACAUUCUGGGUGAUUACUGGCUAGCAGAUGGAAUUUAUAGAAUUUAUAUAUUCUUUGUAAGCCUGGAGAUAAAACUUUUUAAAAUAUUUUUCAAAUAAACAGUGGGAGAAUAAAGUAGUUUGACGUUUAUUCACCAAAAUUCCAGAUACAUUCUUAUAAUACUGAGGUCACAUUAUAUAGUCACAAUGUAUGGAAAUGCUCCUGGCAUUAAACUUGCUGCAUGACGGUUUGUGUUAUGCAAAGGCGUAACGUCAGGAAUGACAGAAAUUCAGGCCACAGUUUUUGCUGUAAUUUUUCCUCUCAGUGUCGUGUCUUGACAACUCAUUAACGUGAUGAAAAAUGGACUAGUUUUUAUAGAAUGUAAACUUCUCUGAGUGCCUUUCUGUAAACGUUUCUGUAUGUUUGAAAUGUUGUCACCUUACAUAGAAUAAAGUGAAACAGCUUUCACCUUUGCUCUCGA